AUGAGCGCGCCCGACCUCGAGGUGUUCUUCAACAUGGCUCUGAGCCUCGGCAUGCCCGCCGACGAGGUCGACCGCCUGCGCCGCAACCCUGAGCAGCUCCGCUCGGUCAUCACCGCCCGCGGCGGCCUCCCGCAAGGCCCGUCCCUCAGGCCGAGCAAGGACCCGGACGAGUGGGCGGCCCUGUACAAGCAGAACAUCGAGGCGGCCAGGGCCCAGUUCGACCUCGAGCGCGCGCGCCCUCAGCGGUACCCGCCCGCGGCCGACCGCCUCUCGACAAUCGCUAAGACGGAGCACAUGCGCAGCGAGCAGGCCAAGAUGGAGGUCCAAGACGACACUCAGAUCCUGUGGAACUUUGUGGGCGUCGGCAAACAUGCGUCGUCGACGCCGCUCGACCAGCUCAAGCCAAUUCGCUUCAAGGACAUGAUGGUCACCAAGAUGCACGCGGGUCGGUUCUUGCUUUGCCGCAUCGUCUCGUCGCCGAUCAAGGUCGUCGGGCUCACGUGCGUCGUCGAGGACCAGGACGGUCGCGUCGACAUGCUCGCCAUCUACAACGUCUCGCUCCACGGCAUGGUCACCGGGCCCGACCUCGACUUGCUGUUCCCUCGCGGCACCAUCCUCGCCAUCCGCGAGUCGACCUACAAGCCCAACGCGACCGGCACUUGCUACGUCGUCCGCAUCGAGACGCCGACCGACUACGAGGUCCUGUCGCCGCAGCACCCGCUCGUCAAGGGUGCGAGGUGGGCCACGUCCUCGCUCGCGACGCCUCGCUCGGCCUCAUUCGACUACAAGGCGCUCGGCAACCGCUACUUCGCCGCCAAAAAGGACCUCCUCGCCGUCAAGGCCUACUCGGACGGGCUCGACUCGACCGACGACGCCGCCACGCGCCUCGUCCUGUUCCUCAACCGCGCUCAGGCCCACCUCCGCCUCGGCAGCUUUGCCUCGGCCCUGCGCGACACGUCGGCCGUGCUCGGCUUCCUGUCGAGCGAGGUCCCAGGGCCUGCUCUCGCCGAGCUUAAGGCGACGCUGCGCCGCGCGAGGGCGCUCGAGGGCCUGCGCCAGCUUGAGAAGGCGCGCGAGGCGUUCGCUCGCGUCGUCGAGCUUGACCCGACGAGCGCCGAGGGUCGCGAGUGCGUGCAGCGCGUCGAGCGCAUGCUCCGCGAGAGCGCGACGGGCGAGUACGACUGGCGCCAGAUCGUCAAGGAUUCGGACGAGGGCGUCGACGAGAAGGAGCUGUCGCUCGGCGACUACGUCGGGCCCGUCAAGGUCGUCGAGAUCAAGGGCCGCGGUGGCGGUCGCGGUAUCGUCGCGACGAGGGACAUCAAGGCGGGCGAGCUGCUCCUCGAGGCGUUCGCGACGGGCGAGGCGACCAAGGGCCGCCUCGUCAUGGGCUACGACCUCACGCGCAACAUGGCCAGCCGCGCGUCCAAGAUGGCGCUCGUCGAGGCGUGCGCCGCCAAGGUCCAGGACGACCCGUCGGCUGCAGCGCUCCUGUACGCGCUCCAUGGCGGCGAGAAGGCCGAGCCCGUCGGCGCGGCCGUCCUCGGGGCGCAGCAGGACCGCGAGCUCGACUCGUCGUCGCAGCCCGCCUUUGCCGACAUCGCCCGCAUCGAGGGCAUCUGCCUCGUCAACGCGUUCAGCCUGCGUCGCACGAACAUGUGCGACGACGACGCCGGCCACGACCUCGUCGAGGACGGCGGCUCGGCGCUCUUCCUCGGCGGCUCGCUCUUCAACCACUCGUGCACGCCCAACGCCUCGUGGACCCUGUACGGCGACGUGCAGGUCGUCCGAGCGCGCGCGCCCGUCAAGGCCGGCGACGAGGUCUUUGCCGCCUACGUGCCAGCCAGCUCGGCGCCCGAGAAGCGCGACAGCCUCUUCAAGCUGCACUUCCCCAACGGGUGCACGUGUGCUUACUGCGUCGACGAGCGGCGCGACACGCCGCAGCAGGUCGCUCGCCGUGCCGAGCUCCUGCGCGCCAUCGAGCAGCUCGAGGGCACCUACUCGCGCCGCCAGCAAAGCUCGUACCGCCACGCCCUCGUCGGGCCGUACCACAUCUGCGCGCACGUCCUCAGCCACCCGCACUUGCCCAACUCGAACCGCCUCGCCAACGUAUACGAGCUCAAGGCCAUCUCUGCCUCGGGCGCCGACGUGCGCGAGACGCCCGACGGCGGCGAGCGCGUCGAGGUCGUCUCGGCGCCGUACACGGUCCCGGCCGAGCGUUCGCUCGCCGAGCGCUCGCUCCUCAAGAUUGCCGGCCGCACCAGCGACGCCGAGGCGCCCAAGUGGAUCAAGGCGGCGAGCGACGUGGCGCGCAUCACGCACGGCGUCGACUGGGACGGGUUCGUCGAGCGCGCCGACGAGGACCUCGAGAACUUUGACCUCAAGCGCCUCGUCGCUCGCCUCUCGAGCGCCGAAGCCUGA
Molecule: messenger RNA, 2418 nt
Organism: Rhodotorula graminis WP1
Lineage: Eukaryota; Fungi; Basidiomycota; Microbotryomycetes; Sporidiobolales; Sporidiobolaceae
Exons: 9
Coding region: 1-2418 (805 amino acids)
Molecular function (GO): protein binding
Source: RefSeq, a predicted model, not a curated record